This is a messenger RNA of Aspergillus heteromorphus CBS 117.55, 6282 nucleotides long. RefSeq names its product beta subunit of fatty acid synthase. The record is from RefSeq and is a predicted model, not a curated record. Gene Ontology annotation, biological process: long-chain fatty acid biosynthetic process. The coding region runs from base 1 to 6282 and encodes 2093 amino acids. Gene Ontology annotation, molecular function: [acyl-carrier-protein] S-malonyltransferase activity; enoyl-[acyl-carrier-protein] reductase (NADH) activity; [acyl-carrier-protein] S-acetyltransferase activity. Gene Ontology annotation, cellular component: fatty acid synthase complex. Lineage: Eukaryota; Fungi; Ascomycota; Eurotiomycetes; Eurotiales; Aspergillaceae. The transcript is spliced from 5 exons.
AUGACGGGCAUCAAGACCCCUUUGUCGAGCUUGGGCUCCGAGUUCGCGGGCCUCACUCCUGAGAUCUCUCGACCGUCCUCAGUCGCCGGCGACAAACGGUCGUUGGUCGCCAGCUAUGAGUCCGUCGACACGCGAAUCACUCUUGCUGCAUCACAGUUUGCCGUUGGCAGCCAGCUGUGGAAGCAGUUCUCAGAGGGGCUGCCCUCCUCCACACCAGUGAAUGACAUCUCCAUCAAGGAAGGCCUCGUCGCCGAGUUCAUUCACUUCUGCACCACUCGCUCCAGCGACGACACAGACAUCGACGACGCGGCCACAACACUCCACUUCCUCGAGACCCUGCUAGACGCCUUCGAGCAAGACUGCCUCGGCGGAAACGAUGUCCACGCCGCCGUAUCCAACCGCGACAUCCAGCAAAAGAGCCCCAUCAUCAAGACAUACUUCGCGGCCAUGGGCGCCCUCAGUCGCAAACCAAGACACCAGCGAUCCCUCCUCCUGCAAUCUGCCACCGAUGGCCCAUCACGCAUCUACGCCCUGUUUGGCGGCCAAGGCAACGAUGAGAAAUACUUCGACGACUUGAAGGAGACUUACCAUACAUACACAGAUAUCCUCCGACGCUGGGUGUUCUCUGGAGCUCGUCUACUUCAAGACCUUGCUGCCAAGCCAGAUGUCAAGAGACAUUUCAGGAGUGGAUUCUCACUCAUGGAUUGGCUGGAGAAGCCCGGGUCCGAGCCUGAAUCCUCCUACCUGCUCUCUGCCCCGGUCAGCAUGCCCCUGAUCGGUCUGCUGCAGAUCUGCCACUUUAUCGUGGCAUGCCAGACCAUGGGCCUCUCACCUCGCGAGAUGCACGCGCAUCUAUCCGGCGUGACGGGUCAUUCACAAGGUAUCGUCCUCGCCAUGGUGACUUCCAUCUCCGACACCUGGGAGGAUUUCCAUCGAUAUGCCCUCGAUGCCCUCCGGAUCCUCUUCUACAUUGCCUGCCGCAGCCAUGAGACGUACCCGCCCCAGUUCAUCCCGGAGUCGAUCCGUCAGGAUGCCGAAGACAACGGAGAAGGUGCACUGAGUCCCAUGCUGCGGGUACGCAACCUCAGAUACGGCCAGCUACAGAAGAUCAUCGACAAGGUCAACAGCUACCUUCCGACUGAGUCCCAUGUGGCCGUCUCGCUCUUCAACGGGCCUACGAACCUGGUCGUGGCAGGUCCCCCACUCAGUCUGUACGGGCUGAGUCGCCACCUGCGCGGCCUGAAGCCGUCCAAGACAAGCAGGGAAGCCCAGAUGGCCGCCAGCAAGCGACGACCCAAGAUCGACCACCGCUUCCUCCCCAUCACGGCACCCUUCCACAGCACGUAUCUGGAAGAAGUCACCGCAAUGGUCGUCCAUGAUCUCGGCGACCUGAACAUCACCGGCGACCAGCUCCGCAUCCCGCUGUACGCCACGACCGAUGGCCAUGAUAUGCGCAUCCAUGCCGACCGCAACCUCAUCCCGGAGAUCGUGCGCAUGAUUGCCCACGAGCCAGUGCACUGGGAGAAAGCGACCGCCUUCCCGGAAGCCACCCACAUGAUUGACUUCGGACCGGGGGGAAGUGCCGGCGUGGGAGUCGCGACAAUGCACAACAAGGCGGGCCAGGGGGUGCGACUCAUCCUGGGCGCCUCGAUGAGGCAGAGCGAGGAGUACGGCAACAAGGGCGAGCUGUUCAACCAUGACCCGGACUACCCUGUCGUCUAUGCCGAGAACUGGGCGGAGACGUAUAAGCCCCGGUUGACUCGAGAUGCGUCGAACGGCGCUAUUGUUCAGACCAAGUUCACGGAGCUGCUUGGACUGCCCCCCAUCAUGGUGGCGGGUAUGACGCCCACGACUGUGCCGUGGGACUUUGUCUCCGCGACCAUGAAUGCCGGAUACCACAUCGAGCUGGCAGGAGGAGGGUACUACAACAAGGUUGCGAUGGAGGAAGCGAUCAACAAGAUCGUUCACAAUGGCGUGCCUGGACGGGGGGUUACGUGCAACAUCAUCUACGCGAGUCCGAACUCGGUCCGGUGGCAGAUCCCCAUGCUGCAGGAGCUGCGCGCGAAGGGGGUCCCAAUCGAUGGGAUCGCCAUCGGGGCGGGUGUGCCCUCCGUUGACGUGGCGAACGAGUAUAUCGAGACGCUCGGGCUGAGGCAUAUUGCGUUCAAGCCGGGGUCUGCCGAGGCGAUCCAGCAGGUCAUCGACAUUGCCCGGGAGAAUAUGUCGUUCCCGAUAAUGCUCCAGUGGACUGGUGGGCGGGGAGGAGGUCAUCACUCCUAUGAGGAUUUCCACGAGCCCAUCCUGGAGAUGUAUGCGCGUAUCCGGUCAUGCAAGAAUAUCAUCCUCGUCGCUGGUAGCGGGUUCGGGGGUGCGGAUGAUACGCUGCCCUACUUGACUGGUGAAUGGACGAAGGCUUUCAAUGCCGCUUCGCUGAUGCCGUUCGACGGUAUCCUGCUUGGUAGCCGGGUCAUGACGGUCAAGGAGGCCCACACCAGCAUCGAGGCCAAGCAGUUGAUCGUGGAUAUUCCCGGUGUGGACGAUGCAGUUUGGGACCAGACGUACACCCGGCCGACGGGAGGAAUCAUCACUGUUCGGUCCGAGAUGGGCGAGCCCAUCCACAAGAUUGCCACGCGCGGAGUCCUGUUCUGGGCGGAGAUGGAUCGCACCGUGUUCAGCAUUGCCGACAAGACGGCCCGUGUUGCGUUCUUGCAAGAGAACAGGCAGCGAGUUAUCGACGGACUGAACAAGGACUUCCAGAAGGUCUGGUUCGGACGGGACGCAAACGGAAAUGCGUGCGAGUUGAGCGAGAUGACCCUCGCUGGCGUGGUCAAGAGAAUGGCUGAGCUGCUCUACGUCAAACACCAAGCGCGGUGGGUGCACCACAGCCUGCAGCAAUUGAGCUUCGACUUUCUUCAAUGGGUGGAGGAUGUUGUCAGCGACUCGACGGAUGUUUCCACGCCACGGUUCUGGCUGUCCGUUGAACAAAUCCAUGAACCGUUUCUGGCGAUUGAGAAGUUCCUAACCAGCUAUCCCAAGGCCGUCUCGCAGCUGAUGGACACGCCCAGCAUCCAGAUGUUCCUUCACCUGUGUCGGAGACGCGGCCAGAAGCCUGUUCCGUUCAUCCCGGUCCUCGAUGAAGAGUUUGAAGUGUGGUUCAAGAAGGACUCCCUCUGGCAGUCGGAGGAUGUUCAGGCAGUCCCGAGCCAGGAUGUUGGCCGAACCUGCAUUCUUCAUGGGCCCGUGGCAGCCAAACACACAAAGAUGGCCGACGAGCCGAUCAAGAAUCUCCUGGAUAGCAUUCAUGCUCAGUGGGUUAAGGCUCUCAUCGAGGGGGGAUACGACGAGGACCAGCCCCAGACGCCCUUGACUGAGGAUGGAAUGGCCGAACUGCCCAGCGAGAUCUCUCUCACCAGAACCUACGAGCCCCUGGCGCUCGACGAAGAGAUGCCUUCUACCGAGGAUUGGAUGGCACGACUGGCGGGUACGCAGAAAGGCUGGAGACAGACUCUCUUCUGUCAGAAGACGAUCGUGCAGGGAUACAGCCUUGUCGAAAACCCGAUCCAGAGGGUCUUUGCCCCUCGAGAGGGCAUCUACGUCGAGGUCGAGGAGAGCACCUCUGCCGAGCAGUGCAUCGUCCGGCUCUUCGAGCGAUCACCAGACUCUCUAACCCAAACCCCUGUUGUCGAGGUCCGUCUCACGGAGCGAGAUCUGAUCAAGGCGACCCUCUUCGAGAGCCGAACCUUCACCGGCGCUCCCGCAGGUCUUGAGCUUUUGUUCAGCCAUCACCCGGAAUUCCCCUUCGCCCCUAUCCGGGAAGUCAUCUCCGACAAGAUUGACAGGGUCAAGGACUUCUACCACCAGCUCUGGUUUGGCGAGCCACUCACCUCUGCCGGGGACUUGUCGCAGGGCGAUGUGUUUCACGGUGAUGCGGUCACUCUGACGGCUGCUGAGAUCAAGGAUUUCAGCCACUGCGUCGGCAGACUGUCUGUAUCGGGUGUCCGAUCCAAGAGUCAGAAGCUGACUGCGCCCAUGGACUACGCGAUCGUUGUUGCGUGGAAGUCCGUCAUGAAGCCCCUGUUUGCGAAGACCAUCAGCGGCAAUCUCAUGAAGCUGGUGCAUCUGUCGAACGGAUUCCGACAACUGGCCAGCUCGCCCCCGAUGCAGGAAGGGGACGUGCUCUCGUCCCGAGCUCAUAUCCGGGCCAUCCUGAACGAAGACUCCGGCAAGAUCGUUGAAGUUAUCUCCGUCAUUAGCCGGGAUGGUGCCGACAUCUUGGAGAUUGUCAGUCGGUUUAUGUACCGGGGCAGCUACGACGACUACAACACGGCCUUCCAGCAGCUGAAAGAGCCCAAAGUGGAGCUGCACCUGGCGAGCACCAGAGACGUGGCUGUCCUGCGCUCCAAGCCCUGGUUUACCCCCAACAACCCGGAUCUGGAUCUCCGAGGCUUCAAACUCACCUUCGAGCUGGAGACCCACGUUCAAUUCCAGAGCAAGUCCGUCUACAGCCAGCAGAGAUGUUUCGGCGCUGUAUUCGGUCGGUCACCGACAGGCGAGACCAUCGAGCUGGCCUACGUCAACCACACAAUCGGCGUCUCGACCAGCAACCCUAUCAUGGACUACCUCAAGCGUCACGGAACCCUCGUCGAGCAACCCGUCCUUUUCCAGUCCCCGAUUACCCUCGGUGGCGGCGAGAUCCAGUUCCACUCACCUUCUUCCAACGAAGAGUACGCCCUCGUCUCAGGGGACUACAACCCUAUCCACGUAUCUCCAACCUUCGCCGCAUACGCAGAACUCCCCGACACAAUCACUCACGGCAUGCACAUGAGCGCCAAGGUGCGUAGUCUGCUCGAGCAGCUCACCUGCCCGGAUACAUCCCGCGGGUUUUGCAGCUACCAAUGUAACUUCGUCGGGAUGGUUCUCCCGGGAGACGACGUCGAGUUGGUUCUGCAGCACCUCGGCAUGGUCAACGGCCGCAAACUGGUCCAUGCGGAGGCCCGUCGCGCGGGGACCGGCGAUAAGUUGAUCGUGGCUGAGGCCGAGAUCGAACAGCCCAGCACGGCCUUCCUGUUUACCGGCCAGGGAAGUCAGGAGAAGGGCAUGGGGAUGGAUCUGUAUGCAUCCAGUCCUGCGGCGAGGAAGGUGUGGGAUCUGGCGGAUGCGCAUUUCUUGGAAAAUUUUGGUUUCCGCAUCACGGACAUCGUCCGCAACGAUCCGAAGGAACUGAAGAUCCACUUCGGAGGCAGUCGAGGCCGUGCCAUACGGGAAAACUACAUGGCUCUGCGCUGCGAGAUGAUCCACGCGGACGGACGCACGACAUCCGAGAAGAUCUUCAAGGAUAUCACCGAGGAGUCGAAGUCGCACACCUUCCGGUCUAGCGGGGGCCUGCUGUCUUCCACGCAGUUCACCCAGCCCGCAUUGACCCUGAUGGAGAAGGCCAUCAUCGAAGACAUGAAAGCGAACGGCCUGCUGGCCGAUAACUGCAGCUUUGCUGGCCACUCGCUGGGGGAAUACUCUGCCUUGACGGCGAUCGCGGAGAUUAUGCCGAUCGAGAGUCUGGUGUCGGUGGUUUUCUACCGUGGUCUGACUAUGCAGAUGGCUGUUGAGCGCGACGAGCAGGGGAGAUCUAACUUCUCCAUGUGUGCUGUUGAUCCGAGCAGACUGUCGAAGACAUUCAACGAGGAACGCCUUCGAUACCUGGUCGCCCUCGUCGCCAGCGAAACCGGCUGGCUCCUCGAGAUCGUCAACUACAACGUGGCCAACUCGCAAUACGUCUGCGCGGGAGAUCUCCGCGCCCUAGACACCCUAUCCAGCCUCAUCAACGAACUCAAACGGCGACCCACCGAAUUCCAACCCCUCCUAGCCGGAACCCACCCCAUCACCACCCACACCUCGACCAUCCUCCCUACCCUACACCAAUGCGCCAGCGCCUCCAAAUCCAAGCCCCAACCCAUCCAACUAACCCGGGGGAUCGCCACCGUCCCCCUCCGGGGCAUCGACGUGCCCUUCCACUCCUCGUUCCUCAGCCCCGGCAUCACAGCCUUCCGCGCCUGUCUGUACAAGUACAUCGACCGGGAGACGCUGGACGCGGAGCGACUGGUGGGGAAAUAUAUCCCGAAUCUGACGGCGAGGCCGUUUGAGGUUACCGAGGAGUAUUUUCGGAAUGUGUUUCGGUUGACGAAGAGUCCGGUUACUGGGAGGGUUUUGUCUGAGUGGAGGGAUUAUUUGGAUGUUGAACGGGGCGUGGAGAGGGUUAAGGGGAUGGGGGUGGUUGUGGGGGUUUGA